Molecule: messenger RNA, 1047 nt
Organism: Enterobius vermicularis (human pinworm)
Lineage: Eukaryota; Metazoa; Nematoda; Chromadorea; Rhabditida; Oxyuridae
Source: the annotation of a GenBank genome assembly
AUGGCUGCCGCUGCUGCUAUGUUCGCAGCAUCGGCGUUGUUGCUACCGUUUGUGAUUUUGACAUGGAAUUCUGUGUCUGCUCAACUUGACUGCGAUAUCCUGGAUCCAGCAUGUCGAAUACGUUACCGGCAAAACGUUGAAGCAGUACGACCGACGUUGAACACACAAUCCCGGUGCAACUACCAAGAUAUUUGGCUGAUUCCUGGUCGUGCCGAUGCCUCUUGCACACGUCCAGGGGCAAAAAGACUAGUAGAAAUCGACCCGCAACAAGUAUUGAUACAUCCAGAAGUGGUCAAAUUACCUGGUUGUUUUACCGUUGAAAUUAAAAAUGUUCGAAUUUUGGACAAUAAAGAAGUUAUUGGCAACAGCUUUUUUGCAAAAGCAGAAUAUCAAUGGUGGAAUAUCAAAGACUUCGCAGAUUUAAAAUGUCAAAAUGCAAGCAACAAUGGUUGUGGAGGUUAUGGCAACAACUGCUAUUACUGCGAUAUAUGUGAAAGUCUUAAUGAACUGGAGACGUCGAGAUCACGUUCAACAUUAUCUGAUCAACUUCGUGGCAUCAACUGCCCGUCCCAUCCAGGUCUAUAUACUUUCAGGAAGGAAUUUUGCUUCAAUGAUUGGAGUGCCUUUGAUACCGACAACGAUUGUCAGUUCGAUUUUUUCCAAGGAGAUAAACUUUCUGAUUACCGAUCUGCUUUCGCAUCACUUCAACAAAUUGGUUAUGGUACUGUAGUAGCCAAGCUGAAAUUAGCAUAUAAUGCAUCAGCCUCAAUAAUGCAAAAAAAGCUGAAAAAAGAGGCACAAAUUGAAGAAAGUGUCAUGAAAGAACUAGAGGAAAGACGGCGAACGUGGGACGUCAACAACGGCCAGUUUGAUCGAUUCCGGCAGUGGUACAUCGGAUAUAGGAAGGACAUUUGGCAUAAGGAAGAUUAUCUACCCUGGUUGCUUUACGAGAACGAGAUUUCUUGUUUACGGUUAACGUUUGACGUAUGUGAGAGAAUACCACGACGUGCCUCAUUUGGUAGCCGUUUCACGUGCAACACCAAUUAG